This is a messenger RNA of Pseudoliparis swirei, 3827 nucleotides long. RefSeq names its product metal transporter CNNM1-like. Lineage: Eukaryota; Metazoa; Chordata; Actinopteri; Perciformes; Liparidae. The coding region runs from base 25 to 2679 and encodes 884 amino acids. Gene Ontology annotation, biological process: transport; magnesium ion homeostasis. The transcript is spliced from 10 exons. Gene Ontology annotation, cellular component: plasma membrane. Gene Ontology annotation, molecular function: transmembrane transporter activity. The record is from RefSeq and is a predicted model, not a curated record.
CACACCGCGUCAUGGCUGCGGAGGAUGCGGCCGCGCGGCCCCGGUCCCGGUCCCGGUCCCGAGCCCCGCGCCCCGCCGCCGGGGGGGGGGUCUCCGCUCUCUCCCUCCCGCCUGCUGCUCUCCCUGGCCGCCUGCUGGCUGCUCCCCGCCCCGGCGCUCGGCGGCCUGCUCGGCUUCCGGCCGGAGGAGACCGGCGCGGAGCUGUCCGUGGCGGACGGGGUGCUGAAAGCCACCGAGGGGACCCGCUUCAUGCUGCGGGUCUACUACUCCAGCUCCCCGCAGAGGCUCAACCGCACCGCAGCCACCCGCGCCAACAACGCCGCGCCCUGGAUCGCCUUCAUCGAGGAGCCGAGCCCCGGGCGCGAGGGCCAAGUCCACCCGAAGCGGAACAUGUGCGUGGACAAGAACAGCAGGACGUCCGACAUCGAGGUCCUGGGCUCCUUCAAGUCCGCGUCCAGUCAGAACUCGGUGCUGGUGGAGCUGCUGGCCAAGAACCUGCGCCGCGGGGAGAAGAUCAAGUCCUACUCCAUGUGCGCCUUCGACGGGUCCAAGUGGGUCCACUACCGGACCCGGGACUUCUGGGUGGCGGUGGUGGAGCGCGCGGCCCCCCCGGAGCUCUGGCGGCAGGUGCUGGUGUCCGUGCUGCUGCUCGGGCUCUCCGCGCUGUUCAGCGGGCUGAACCUGAGCCUGCUGGCGCUGGACCCGGUGGAGCUGCAGGUGCUCCAGAACAGCGGCACCGUGAAGGAGCAGAGUUACGCGCGGAAGAUCGAGUCGGUGCGCCGGCACGGUAACUACGUGCUGUGCACGCUGCUGCUGGGCACCGCCAUCAUCAACGCGUCGCUGGCCGUGUGGAUGUGCCAGAUCCUGGGCAUGACGUGGCUCUCCACGGUCAUCUGCGCCUUCGGCAUCUUCUUCAUCGGGGAGAUCCUGCCGCACUCGGUGGCGUCGCGCCACGGCCUCGCCAUCGCCUCCAAGACCAUCUGGGUGACGCGGCUGCUGAUGGUGCUCUCCUUCCCGGUGUCCUACCCCAUCAGCAAGCUGCUGGACCUCAUCCUCAACCAGGAGAUCUCCAACUUCUACACCCGGGAGAAGCUGCUGGAGAUGCUGCGCGUGUCCGACCCGUACCACGACCUGGUGAAGGAGGAGCUGAACAUCAUCCAGGGCGCGCUGGAGCUGCGCAGCAAGACGGUGGAGGACGUGCUGACGCCGCUCAGCGACUGCUUCAUGCUGGCCUCCGACGUGGUGCUGGACUUCAACAGCAUGUCGGACCUGAUGCAGAGCGGCUACACCCGGAUCCCGGUGUUCGAGAACGAGAGGUCCAACAUCGUGGACGUGCUGUUCGUGAAGGACCUGGCCUUCGUGGACCCGGACGACUGCACCCCGCUGAAGACCAUCACCCGGUUCUACCGGCACCCGCUGCACUGCGUGUUCAGCGACACCAAGCUGGACGCCAUGCUGGAGGAAUUCAAGAAGGGGAAGUCUCACCUCGCCAUCGUGCAGCGCGUGAACAACGAGGGCGAGGGCGACCCGUUCUACGAGGUCAUGGGCAUCGUCACCCUGGAGGACGUCAUCGAGGAGAUCAUCAAGUCGGAGAUCCUGGACGAGACCGACCUCUACACCGACAACCGGACGAAGCGCCGCGUGUCUCACCACGAGAGGAAGCAGCAGGACUUCUCCAUCUUCAAGCUGUCGGAGGACGAGAUGAAAGCCAACGUCUCUCCGCAGCUUCUGUUGGCGACGCACCGCUUCCUGUCCACAGAGGUGGAGCCCUUCAAGCCGGCUCACAUCUCAGAGAAGAUCCUGCUGAGGCUGAUCAAGCACCCCGCCGUGGUCCAGGAGCUCAAGUUCGACGAGAGGAACAAGCGAGCGACGCAGCACUUCCUGUUCCAGCGCAACAAACCGGCGGACUACUUCAUCCUGGUCCUGCAGGGUCGAGUCGAGGUGGAGUUCGGUAAGGAGGCGCUGAAGUUUGAGAACGGAGCUUUCUCGUACUUCGGGGUUCCCUCCAUCAUGCCGGCAGUCCACCGGUCUGGCAGCAGCGAUCUGGACCGCUCCGAGUCCAUGCUGUACGGAGGCAGCCUGGGCCAGCUGAACGGGGGGGGCAACGUGUACCUGCCAGACUACUCCGUCCGACAGCUCACACACCUGCAGAUCAUCAAGAUUACCCGGGGCCACUACCAGAACGCUGUGACAGCCACCCGGAUGGACACCUCCCCUCAGACGCCCGAUGCCGACGCCUGCCUGGCAGGAGGCCCCGCCCCCACCACCACCACCACCCUCAUGCCCCCACCCAGGGAGACCGGCCGGCCCAGCUCGGCCCGGACCCGAGGACAGCAGUCCAGCGUCCCACACAGCACCUCGCUGCAGCACAAGAAGAACCGCAUCGUCCGCAGUAAGUCCGAUGGACAGAAGAGUCCCAGUGACUCGGUGUUUCUCCGGCUGGAUGAGAUCCCGUACAUCAGGCAGCACCGAUGUGAGGGCGACGCCCACACGGACACGGCCUCCGUUCCCAUGGAAACGGACACCUCUCCUUUCAUCAGCAGCCUUUCGCUGAGCGGCUCGGAGGAAACGCUGGGCAAGAAACUCCUGCUGAAACUCAGCCACAGGAAGAGGAAAAAAUCCCGCGAAGGAGAGAAGACGCCGGAGGACAUUUCCGACGAGCCGCUGGUGAAAACCUAGCGGCCGCGAGACGGAGCCGAACCUGAACGCACCGCCUGACGGUUCUGCUAGUUGUUCGUGAAGAACCGACGAGGUCGACGAACGACCGCUAUCAGAGUUUUAUCUGAGAACAACACACACACAUACACACACACACACACACACCCUCACUAGACGCCAUUCUUCUCGUUGCUGUGUGUUCAGGAAUGACGACGGGGAUCAGCGCUCCAAUGGAGCGAUGGGAAUAACGAUGGAAGACACCAAAGAUGUUUUGUACAUAUUGCUCCAGAUGUGCACAGAGGGACGGUUCAACCUCAUGUCAAGAAGAUGAAGAGGGGAAUGUGUUGUUGUGCCAUGACGUCAAUUUAAAAGAUAAUUUUGCAAGUUAAGAAAAAGUUGCAGCAUUUAGUUUUGAGAAAACUGCAUCCUCUCUCCUGACCACCAGGGGGCGACUCCUCUGGUUGUAUAGAAGUCUAUUCUUCAUGUGUUAAAGCUGCAUCCUCUCUCCUGACCACCAGGGGGCGACUCCUCUGGUUGUAUAGAAGUCUAUGUGUCGUGUUAAAGCUGCAUUCUCUCUCCUGACCACCAGGGGGCGACUCCUCUGGUUGUAUAGAAGUAUAUGCUUCAUGUGUUAAAGCUGCAUUCUCUCUCCUGACCACCAGGGGGCUCCUCUGGUUGUAUAGAAGUCUAUGCUUCAUGUGUUAAAGCUGCAUUCUCUCUCCUGACCACCAGGGGGCGACUCCUCUGGUUGUAUAGAAGUCUCUGCUUCAUUAAAUGAUGGUCAUUUAGAGUCAAAUAAAAAGAUUUUUCUUUUUUGUACUUGUUCCUAAACCUAAAUGAAUAAUUACUGAAAUGACCUCAUACCAUUAUUAAAUUAAUUUGUUUUUAAACCUUAUUCAAACAAAACAUAAAGUCUGUGGAAUAUUUCCCAGAACCACUGAAUAUUAUUUGUGUCCUGCUGCAUGAUGAACGUGAGCUGACGGCUUCUUGAGGAGCUUCUGGAUGCAAAGCUUCAGCUUCUAGAAACCGCCGAUGCUUUUAUUGGUUAAAUGUUUGUCUUCUUUAAUUCAUUUUUUUUGCUGCAGACAUUUUGGAAAACGCUUAAUACAAAUGUUCAGAGAGAAGGUUGUGGAGGAAGAAGUCUUUAUAUUUGUCUUUGUUACAACGCU